GGCAAUUGCGUAUUGAAUAGAUAAAAGUAGUUUUUCUCUAUUAUUUUUAUUUUCAAGCGUUGACUAUGUGAUCGAGUUUUAUCACAGGGCUAACAAAAAUUAUGUUACAAUAUAGUGAAUUACAAAAAUGACGUUCAAUGUUGGUUUGACGGAAGUCAUACGAAAAUCGAGUCUAAAAUGGCUGCUUGAUUUAUUUAUGUUUGGAUGAUUACAACAUCAAUAUGUGAAACAGAGUUAUGGGUACCGUUAGGACUAGUUAUUUAUUAUUCUAUAUUUCUAAAAUGUAGAGUAUAUUGUCGCACGAAAUUAAGGUGUUCAAAAUGACUCUAUUAUUAUGGUUUACCAUCUGUUUCAUGGCCACUUUGUUGCCAUCGAUAAGUUGUCUGCAUCUUACCGGACUUUGGCAGAGCAAAGAAUUUUUCCUGUUUCUCACAAAAUUUGGCUUUCAGAAAACAGACCCAAAAGAAUUGGAAAAUACACAGGGUUACAUUUAUGGCAACAUUACAGAAGCGAAUUCUAAAAACUCAAGCAAAGCUCUCCAGUUGGUGGUUGUUGAUAGUGAAUACUUUUUAGAUUUCUAUGGUAACAGCUCCAUAACAACUUCAAAUGCCUGCUCUGCUAUGUUUCAUAAAAUUGAUCAUAUAGCUUUUGAUUAUGUCUGCAAAGCAGAUGGUGCUGAAGAUUUUCUUAGAAAAAUACCUUGCCCUAUAAACCAGCUAUGUUUUGAUGAAGAUAACCCUGCCAAUGUUGUUCCAGGUUACCAGUUUACUUACAAAAUACGUGAUGUGCAGAGACCCAGAUUCUGGUAUUUGAGUUUUGUAUCCUGCUACCGGGAUAUUCAAGGAAAGAAAAAAUGUGAAUGGCAAUCAAGUCAUGACUCAGAUUUAACAUUGAAGUAUGACAUCUGGCUGGUUAAUGGUAACCCUUCAGUUAAAGGACUCAACCCCUUUGAACAUCAGUUCUCAUUUGAACUUCAUGAUGUCUUUGAGAUUUACUUGAUUGCCUUCUUGAUAUGUAGUAUAAUAUUUCUGCUUUGGCUGUAUGCCUUCAGUAAACAGCGUCAUCUAAUCACUUGGCUCUUUACUUCCUGCAUAUGUGGAGAGCUGCUGAGCAUACUGUUGAAUUUAAUACACAUCAGUGUGUUUGCACACAAUGGGGUCGGAGCUGAGUGGCUUGGCAAGAUAGGGACCCUCUUGGAUCUAGCUACCCAAUGCCUUUUUAUGCUCCUGUUAAUUCUUUUGGCUAAAGGCUUGGGUAUCACCACUGAUCAGUUCAAAUGGAAAUCUGUGAUAUUCACUAUGUGGGCUGCUUACACUUUGCUCAAUGUCUUUCUUUAUAUUUGGAAUUUGGUUGAAAUUGACAACAUUUUAUCAAACACAGAUGAGUGGCAAACAUGGCCCGGAUAUGCUACAUUGGCAUUUAGAAUAGUUGUUAUGUUUUGGUUUUUGUAUGAGUUGCGACAGACAUUUGGCUUGACUGCACGAGAUGACAUGACGUUUGUAAUGCACUUUGGAGCCUUUUUUCUAGUUUGGUUCUCAUAUCUCCCUGCACUGGCUCUCAUCACAUUACAAGUUUCACCACUCUGGAGAUACAAGACUAUUCUUAGUAUCAAUUAUGCAGUGGAUAUCUUGGCUUAUGCUGUCCUUGUUCAUUUAUUUUGGCCUGCACGUUCUAUUUUGUUUAUUGUUGAAGGGGAGAGACCACUGCCAACGUAUGAUUUAGAAAUUACUGGACUUUUAGAUGACAUGCAGGAGGAAACUGAUGUAUUCAGCCGCCAAGGACUGGAACUUAAGGAAUACCCCAAGCAGCCAAAGCACAAAGAGCUUCAAUACAAGGCCAUGAAACCCAAAAAUGGAACACUCAAUGGCAGUUUGUUUAUUCAUGGUAAUUUGCAAUUUCGCCAUGAGAAGCGUUCUGAUGACGAUAAGGACUCAUGACAAGUGACUAUGGCUAGAUGCCUGAGAAGAACAUCUAUAUAGUGAAGGUUAGGAUCUGAACCAAAAAAUAUGAUUGACUUAAUCCUGACAAAUAUUCAUUGAUGCUUAUUUGCUUUCACCAACAUUGAGUAACAUUUCAUGUGCAUGGUAUAAAGGCUUCAAAGUAUCAGUGCUAAUAUGCAAAGAAGAUUUUGAUUUUGAUAUAUAUCUUUUGUUUUCUAGCUGUUAACAUUAAAUCUGCUGGGGAAAUUGGGAUUUUGAAACCAUAACAUUUUGUCAACUCAAAAUACUUCAUCGUGGGAACUACAUUUGUAAUUUUUCACUUUAGCAACCAAUAGAUUGUACAAUACAAUUUAGAAACAGAUUGGCAAUAUUUGCCUUAUGUCCAUGCCAGUUAAAUUAGUGUCCCUCUCAGACACAGAGAAUAUAUUUUGUGAUGCUCUUAUCAAUAGUCAGAGAUGUUUGUUUGCUCCUGCUUUGAAAUUUGUUAAUACCGGUAAUGGUAUUUGAUUUUUUAAAAAGUAUUUUAUUUAAUCAUCAUCAUCUAUAGAUAGUGAUGUUUUAGCAUCAACUGUUAGCAUAUAAUUGUGUAAAUUUCCUCAGAAAUGAAUGGAGUUUUGGGUAAAAGGCAUGUUUUUUUUUUUA
Messenger RNA from Biomphalaria glabrata, 2582 nucleotides. RefSeq lists its product as uncharacterized. The coding region runs from base 321 to 1937 and encodes 538 amino acids. The transcript is spliced from 5 exons. The record is from RefSeq and is a predicted model, not a curated record. Lineage: Eukaryota; Metazoa; Mollusca; Gastropoda; Planorbidae. Gene Ontology annotation, biological process: G protein-coupled receptor signaling pathway; response to pheromone.